This is a messenger RNA of Oncorhynchus keta (chum salmon), 1313 nucleotides long. RefSeq names its product NADH dehydrogenase [ubiquinone] 1 alpha subcomplex assembly factor 4-like. The record is from RefSeq and is a predicted model, not a curated record. Gene Ontology annotation, biological process: mitochondrial respiratory chain complex I assembly. The coding region runs from base 96 to 629 and encodes 177 amino acids. Gene Ontology annotation, cellular component: mitochondrion. The transcript is spliced from 3 exons. NCBI's taxonomy places the organism in Eukaryota, Metazoa, Chordata, Actinopteri, Salmoniformes, Salmonidae.
GUAGAAAAUGUUGGAACCCGUUCUCCCGAGAGAGGGCUUAGACGGUUCGAGCAUGGAAUGCGCAUUGAGAGUUCCUGGAGGUGAUUGUGUCAAAAAUGGGGGCACGCGUUGCACGGUUGUUUAGGGAUUUUAAUUUAGAAAACCGUGUACAUCGUGAGAUUGGGAAGGCAAAACCCGAAGUGGCACCCCGACAUCUGACCCAUAUUGAUCCUGUUCAGAGUACAGAGGUUACCGAGAUCAAUGAUGCCAUCCACAAGAGAAACGACCCCCUCCUGGGGUUGCUGAAGUCGGUGUAUGUGGAAUCAAAGGAUCCUACCGAGGCUCCAAAGGAGGUGACUGAGGAGAACGUGGAGGAGCGCAGGCCACUGAAGUUCAACCUAUCGGGGGACCCCUAUGGGAUCGUGGAGCUCACUGAUGUCCCCAAAGGCAAACUGUCUAUUGCUGAGGCCCUAAAAGCUCUUAACAAUCACAAGAAUGCUCCCCAAACAUGGACAUUGGACAAGGUUGCCCAGGAGUACUCUCUUGACUUGAAAGACACUAAAGCACUUCUAGAGCAUUUCAUCCCCUUCGAGGUUAAGAUCAUACCUCCCAAGACAAAGGACGAUUCAAAGCAGAUCAAAGAUACCUAGGACAGAUAUGCAGUAUAUACCUGGCCUUUCAAGACAUCUAUCAGCCGAGUGAAUGAUUUAUUUAUGUAAAUGUACUAUCGGGUUGUCUGCCUUGCUUCAAGGUUCAGGAUAGGAAUAGAGUAAGUGUGGGAUUAUUUUGUUUUUCUGUUACGAAACGAGGGAGACGCAUGAUUUAAACCCAGUACACUACUGUUCAGAGCCAGACAUGUUACCGCCACUCCCAAGAAAGCGAACUUCAUUGUGGUAAUGGUGAUCAGUGUUGUUAAACGGCAAGGUCGUAAAACACUACUCCGUAUGAUUUGUGUCAGUCUUUAAUAAAUCUCGAUACGCAUUUUAAUAAUGACAAAAUCAACCAAUUCUAUAAUUGUAAUGAAUGAUGCGAUAUUGGCCUGCAAAUCCAUUCAUACUACUUCUCUAAUUCCUUUCCUAACAAGGCUUUCAUCCCUGUAUCACAACUGACAGUAAAUUGACUGUCACUUGCUAAUUUGGCAUCUUUAUACAAAUCGCAAUGUACUCUCUUCAAUUUUUCAUUUAUAUGAGCCAAUGUUAUGUAUUUCUGUAAUUCCCAUUAAGAGUGGGAAAACAUUUUGAUGUCGGAUUUUGUUUGUCUUCCGUGGGUAUCCAAGCAAGCACUUGUGUUUUAAGUACUGUAUCAUGAUUAUAUAAACUACAUGACCAAAAGUA